Messenger RNA from Aphanomyces astaci, 1032 nucleotides. RefSeq lists its product as hypothetical. The transcript is spliced from 3 exons. The record is from RefSeq and is a predicted model, not a curated record. The coding region runs from base 1 to 1032 and encodes 343 amino acids. NCBI's taxonomy places the organism in Eukaryota, Oomycota, Saprolegniomycetes, Saprolegniales, Verrucalvaceae.
AUGGGCCACUUGAGCUGGGGUUGUCCGUUGAACGCGUCCAAGCAGAGCUCUAUGCCGGCCCACGUCGUUGCUGCACUGCAAUCCUGGCACCGCUCCUUCCUUCAGCCGUACUUUCAACGGCUCGACAUCCACCAGCAAGUCUUGCCCAAACUCCAGGUGAAAGACAUCGGCGUGAUCAUCCAAAAUACGCGGGAGUUCGCUUUCAUGCGCAGGGGAGAGGCCAAGCUGGAUGGCAUCGGCAAUCUUUCCGUCGAGAAUUCAGACAGAAGCCACGAUACUACCUCUCUCCGACGAGAGGCACAUGCCGGGUGCGCAACCACGUCCCGUACCCCUCCCGGAAGACAGCUCCGUGGGCAUAGAAGGAGGCGGGACGAUUGGAGCUCCGGGAACGAAAGAAACCUUACGGCAACAGACAGACGUAGGAGGGGCUGCAAUGAGGCGCCUGGAAGACACGAGACAAAUGAAGAGACCUCCGGGACCACGGGCGUAUACACAGGACCCAGCGCCAGGGAUGACUCGCGUCGACAAACGGACGGGAGCGAAGACAAGGAAGAGGAGAGGAUGCACACAGAACCCUGCGAUGACGAGAAGGGCACGUAUGCAGAACCCUCAAACGAAGAAAGUUCGUGUCGACAAACUGAACCGAACACCAGCGACGCUAGUGCGUCGCCUGACGGAGAUUCUCUGGCACCUCGGGGUGCCGCCUCCGUCCUGUCCUGGACCCAGUCACGGGUCCGAGGCAAAUUAGCCACCUUCCCGGAAGAGCCAAGUGACGCUCAGGAGCCAGAAGCCCCUUCUCGAGACUCAAACCAGGUGCUAGGUCGUCUGUACCCGGUUAUGGCGUGUUCGGGGGCCGGGACUGUCAGUGCUAUAACCGUCGGGAGUACCUGGACUGGAUUGACGCUAUCUCCCGGGGAAAUAUGGCCGGACUUCCCGAUUCUCAACAUGGGGAUAUCAAAGAACAGCACUUCCCAAUCUGGCUCGUCGGGGCGGCAGGUGCUAUCGAACCAGCACCAGAUGGGCGUGCGGUGA